Eriocheir sinensis (Chinese mitten crab) is the source of this 1841-nucleotide messenger RNA. RefSeq lists its product as uncharacterized. The record is from RefSeq and is a predicted model, not a curated record. NCBI's taxonomy places the organism in Eukaryota, Metazoa, Arthropoda, Malacostraca, Decapoda, Varunidae. The transcript has 5 exons. The coding region runs from base 294 to 1709 and encodes 471 amino acids.
UAGACAGAUGAAGAAAUAGAGAAAAAGUUUGUUUACACCUGAUCAGCUGUUCUUUGAGGUUCCCGCCAUCACCCGGUGGUGGGAGGGAAGGAAAAUUGGAGGAAACGAACUUGGAGAGACGAGAGAGGAAACGGAGGAAGAAUAUUGGAGAGCAAAUGGAAUAGAGCAGGAGCCAUCACCACUGCCACAGAGAGAGGGAGAAAGACACACAGACACACACACACACACACACAGACACACACAGACACACACAGACACAGACACACAGACAGACAGUCAGACACCCACCCACAAUGCAUCUCCGAGUGGGCGUGAUCCCUGGGCGUGUGUGGGCGGCUGGGUGUGGCGGCGGAUGGCAAAACACACACACAUAUACGCACAUACACCCACACGCACACAUACACACGCACACACACUUCACCAUAAGCAUUUCAAGACGAGGAGGAGGAGGAGGAGGAGGGCAGAGACAGUUAAACCACCACCACCACACACCACCACUCCACAUCACCUCCACGCACCACCACCAUCACCGCACCCUCACCACCAACCCACCACCACCGGGAGACUCAGAUUCAGGGAAGAAAAAAUCGCUUGAAAACUCCGACCAUCGCGACGAUUUAGGAUCAAAUACCCCAUACCAGCCAGCCCCAAGGGAGGACCCAGGGCACGUUGGGUUCUUCGGGGCAGCGGCGGGGCUGGCGGGGCGGGGCAUGAGGAGCAUCUCGGGGCAGAAGGAGGGUGAGGUGCGAAAACCGGAUGACUGGAAUGAUAUCCUCAACCGCUGGUAUGGACAGUAUCAGGACUUCAUCGGAAUCACGGACUUGAAGAGAGCGCAGGACAGGGUGACGGAGCUCUCGGACGGGCUUCUGACGGCCCAGAGUGAGCGUCGAAGGCUGCAGGGUGAGAUGGAGAGCCUUCAGGAGCAGCUCGUUGACAACCACCAGCGCAUCACCAAGACGGAACAGUACUCUCAGGAACACAUGCAGCUGUUCUCCGAGGCACGCGUCCUCAAUGAGCGGCUGCGUCAGGUCAGGUCAGAGUUCACGGAGUAUGAGAGGAGGGAGCGAGAGACCUUCACCCACCUGUCAUCCGCCAUCCGGGACUGCCACGAGAGGGAGCGGAUGCAGGCGGAGCAGAGCAAGUACUGGUCCAUCAUCGCCUCGGUGGUGUCGGCGGCGCUGGCAUCCCUCAUCACAUCCGUCAACAACUGGGUGAGGAUUAAGGAGAUCAAGGAGCACAUCACCACCUCACACCAGACCCUUCUCGACGGAUACGAACGGAUGCAGUCGGAAAUCCUCACAUCCCUGGACAACGCCCCCGCACCCGCACUCCCGGACACACCCGCCGCACCCUCCCCCACACCCGCCGCACCCGUCGCCUCACCCACGUCCGAGGAAAUCGCAAAACUGAUGGAAGAAUUCAAGAUAUUUUCCGCGGAUGUCAACCAAAAUUUGACGUCCCUAGCGGAUGAAGUCGUUACCAGGCUCCAGUCCGCCCUUAAUGCUUCCCCAGUGGAUGAGGAUACCCCCCUGCCCCCCUUGCACCCCCUUGCGUCCCCUGGGGUAGCGGGAAAUGGCCCUGGGGUGAGUGGGGGUGAGGUUAGCUAUGGAAGGGUUGCAGCAUCAAUGAUUGUCGGAGCCGGACUUGGGACCUUAGUGACGGCCUUCUUCUUAGGGGCUCUUGGGGGGGGUGCCGGGGCGGGGGGGUGAGGGAGGGGGUGAGGCGCGCACAUACGGUCUUGUUAUGCAUACAUGUACGCGUUUGUUGGUUGUGUGUGUGUGUGUGUGUGUGUGUGUGUGUGUGUGUGUGUGUGUUCUCUCUUUCUCUCUUUUCUUUCCUUC